Molecule: messenger RNA, 2306 nt
Organism: Tuber aestivum (summer truffle)
Lineage: Eukaryota; Fungi; Ascomycota; Pezizomycetes; Pezizales; Tuberaceae
Source: the annotation of a GenBank genome assembly
GUCAAAAUGCUCUGGUUCCGCUCUCCUCUCCCCCGCGACCGCGACCCCGACACGCGCCCCCUCCUGGCAGACUACGAUGCCGUGACGACCCUCCAGUCCAAAGCAGCAGCGAAGCUGCGCACGUACCAGAUGCUCUGCGCCCUAUAUAAGGGUUACUACCCCAGCACUGAACAGCUGAUAGUCCACUUGAGGACCCUCCUGUCCGCCGACUUGCUGCACCCGGCAAACUCCCAGUUGAGCUCUGACGGGCGCAUGCUCGUGAGGCAGGUGCGGAGGUUGAUUGGAGAAUUCAUAGAAUUCCUCAGGGAAAAGAAUUCGGAGGACCAGAUUCAGGAGUUUUUGUGGUGUGUUACGAGAGCUCAGUUUGCGCUUGAUGUUGGCAAUAUGAUGCGGAGGGCCGGGAGCGCGAAGGGAUGUGCUGAUGUUGGUGUCGGUGGGUCUCCCUUCCUCCCUCAUGAUUGGGUUUGGAUUUUUGGUAGGGAGAUUAAUUGGGUUUGCCUAUCGCAGCUUGUGACUCGUUUCAUACCGUUUUCGACUUGCUCCUGGCGAACAGUGACUUCCGGAAGUUGCUGGCUGACUUGACCACUAUCACCCGGCAGGUUUUCGCUGAUACGGCUGCUACGUCUGCGCAUGUUGCACAGAAGGUAGCUGAGACGGUAGAACCGAGCGAAGGGGAGCUUGCCGCGAUUAAUUCCAAGGCGCCAGUACCCGAGAACGAGGACUUUGCGGAGAUUCCUGCAAAAGAGGUUGCCGAGGUCAUUGCCGAAGGAGCCACUGAGACCGCUACCCAAGCCGCUGCUAGCGCUGACCGGGAAUUGAAUAAGGCCGGGAGGAAGGAUGCCUUGGUUGAGAGAAUGAAGAUGGUGGUUAUGAGACUUCGACAGAACACGGAUUAUACGCAGUCUGUAUCGCUUUUGUCGGCACUUUUGAAGAGGCAUGCAAGGACUUACUCGAGGGCUUUGGGUGCUGCGACUGCCACGGCCGUGGAGGAUACCGAGCCGGGCCCAGCGCUGGAUGUGGCUAUCAAAUCCUUCUGGGCCUUUGUCAAGUCUUUUGGUGACAAAACGGAAUGGGACGAACUCGAGAUGAAAUGGGGAAGAGUGAUAAGCCAUGUCCAUAAAGACGCCGAGUUCGAAAAAGUCAUGGAGGACGUUGGGGACUCUAUUCAAGCACUGCUCACAGACCCAGACUUUGUCACCUCCGCUGAUGAAAAGCUCUUCGCUAUCCGCGAGAGAGUCCGGAGAGCCGGCACCGAAAGCACACUGCGAGGCGAUGUCGACGAAGCCCUCGGUCAGGCGCAACGAGUCCUCGCCUCAAUCCUCAACGACAAGGACAUAUCCAACCUCCUCCGCACCUCGACCGCAAUAAUAAACACCCUAUCCCCCCCCGCAAACCCCGAGCUAGUAGCCGACUUCUACAACGUCUUCUUCCCCCUCGCCAUCCAAACAAUCCAAUACAUCCCGAUCCCCCGCCUAACCGUCUCAACUCCAUCCAUAGACCUCCUGCUGGAAAACCUAAUUCUAGAGCCGGGCGAGACAGUAAACAACACCUCCUUCCUCCCUUUCCGCAUGCGCGUGGAGACCCAAAACGCCCUGGAAAUCCGUAAGGGUCAUCAUAGAGUCUGUUCGUCAGUGACCUCCUUCGCGACGAUAAAGCUCGACGGGGUAGCUCUCCGUGCGGAGGACGUAGGAUACUGGCUCUGCGCAAACCACGGCCUGAUCAUACCGGGGUUCACAGACACAGGCCUAGCCAGCUUCUCAAUCGACAAACGAGGGAUGGACCUCCACCUCGACGUGGAAAUCGCCAGAGACCGCAUAUCUGAAAUCCUCUCGCUCCGUGACGUGCGCGUCCGAAUACACAACUUGAACUACACCCUCCGACAAUCACGGUUCUCCUUUCUGUCCUGGCUCUUCAAGCCCCUCAUAAAGUGCCUCGUGCGGAGGGCGCUUGAGCGUGCGAUCGCGGAGAACGUUAAAGCUGCGCUCGAGUUUGCGGAUCGGGAGAUAUUGUUUGCCAGGGAGAGGUUGAGGGCUACGAGGAUUGCCCGGCCGAGGGACCUGGCGACGUUUGUUAGGGCGGUUAUGGCUAGAUUGCGCCCAGCGCCGGAUCCCGAUGUUGAGGUUGGCGUUGGAUUGUUGCCGGGGAGGGGUGAGAGGAAGGUUUUCCGGGGGAGGAGGACCCCAGGCAGCCUUGUCCAUCUCUGGGAGGAAGAGGGGGAGAGGGCGGGGGAGAUUGUGGAUGAGGAGGCGGUUGGGGGGUGGCGAAAUGGGGUUUUCGAUAGGCAUGUUGGGAACUUGGGGCGGUGA